Molecule: messenger RNA, 894 nt
Organism: Arxiozyma heterogenica
Lineage: Eukaryota; Fungi; Ascomycota; Saccharomycetes; Saccharomycetales; Saccharomycetaceae
Gene: PPA2
Product: inorganic diphosphatase PPA2
Exons: 1
Coding region: 1-894 (297 amino acids)
Biological process (GO): phosphate-containing compound metabolic process
Cellular component (GO): cytoplasm; nucleus
Molecular function (GO): magnesium ion binding; inorganic diphosphate phosphatase activity
Source: RefSeq, a predicted model, not a curated record
AUGCAACGUAUCCGUCAAGUUAAGGAAAUACUAUCAAGAUCACAGGUAGCCAAAUUCUCUAGCUUCGUUAAAGGGAGUAAAUAUAGUCCUACAUUUAAACAGUAUUUAAAGUUGCCUAACGGUCAAGUUGGUUCAUACUUCCAUGAUGUGCCUUUAGAUCUCGACCCCCAGGCUGCUACUGCUAAUAUGAUAACAGAGAUUCCUCGCUGGAGUCAAGCCAAAUUCGAAAUCAACAAAGAAGAAAAUUGGAAUCCCAUUAUGCAAGAUUGUAGUAAAACUGGUACCCCUAGAUUCGUGAAAAAUUUGUUCCCAUUCCAUGGUUAUAUCCAUAACUAUGGUGCUUUACCGCGCACAUGGGAAGAUCCAAUCCAUCAAUAUCCAGGAACAUCUUUUAAGGGUGAUAACGACCCUUUGGAUUGUUGUGAGAUUGGUUCACAGGUGAUUCCAAUGGGAUCAAUUAGAAAAGUGAAGUUGUUAGGAUCGUUAGCUUUAAUUGAUGACAAUGAAUUGGAUUGGAAGAUUAUUGUAAUUGAUUGUCAAGAUCCAUUAGCUUUAAAAGUCAAUAAUUUAGAUGACGUGGAAACAUAUUUUCCUCAAUUACUACAUAACAGUAGAGAAUGGUUCAGAAAUUACAAGAUUCCUGAUGGAAAACCAGCAAAUAAGUUUGCAUUUGAUGAAAAAUAUAUGGGGGUAGAGGAAACAUUAAAAGUAAUUAAACAAUGUCAUGAAUCAUGGAAAAAAUUAAUGGAGUCUAGAGAUAUCAAUAAUAAUAAUUUGCCUAAUAGAAUUAGUAAUUUUAGAAAUUCAGUAGUCUCUGAUAAUAUGAUUUGCGAAUCAGAACUUCAAUCCGAUAGCAAAAUACCGGAAUCGGUUAGUAAAUGGUAUUAUGUCUGA